AUGAGUCAACUACCUCCUCCAAACGUCUUGGAUGCCUUUGGUCUAGAGGGCCCUCUGAUACACGUCCCAGGCGGUCGAGGUCUUUGCUACCAAACUUCGCAUGGCAUACUUCUCCGACCUUCAGACGAUGACAAUGAAUCUGAAUACAUCGCAACCCUUUGCAAAUCUCUGUUUGAGCUUCAUCCUGUCGACUACCGCGUUCCUAGACCAAUACAGGCUUCAGAUGCGAGAUAUGUUUGUGAUGGUUGGACGGCCUGGGAAUAUCUUGAAGGGAAAGCAACUCCACAGGAACAGUUUGAUAUUCUUAUGAGGGCUUGCCGUGCCUUUCAUGCUGAUGUCACGCGAUUGCCUGUUGAUAGGCCCUCUUUUCUGUCUACGAGACAGAAUCGAUUUACAGAGGCAGAUCUUGUGACUUGGGAGGAAAAGAAACUCGGGGAUGUCGACGAUGUCAACAGCGAUGUUAUGGCUACUAUUCAACCAAUUCUUGACCAGCUUCUGAAGUUACGACAGCCAUUUCGACAGGAAAUCAAGAAUCAGCUCGUCCACGGUGACUUGACUGGGAACGUCUUGUUCAACUCAGAAACCAACAAAGCUCCGGCAAUCAUUGACAUCACACUUUACUGGCGACCUGCUGAGUAUGCAGAAGCUAUCAUAGUAGCAGACGGACUCAUCUGGUUAAAUGGAGAUCGGGAGUUGGUUGAAAUGUUUGGAACCGAUCAUACAAGGGUGCAGCUCCUCUCAUCAAACAGAAUGGUCGGUGUUCCCAGCAGCCGCGGCUGCAACUCAUGUCGAAAGGCAAAGAAGAGGUGUGAUCAAAAGCAACCAAAGUGCGGCCGCUGUAUCAGACUUGGUGAUGAGUGCGUCGGCAGUGGGACAAGACGCUUCAAAUUCCAUCAGUACAAACCUGAUACACAGACUACACAGCUCAUCACGCCUCCUGCUGAAACACCUAGCAAUGAUACGACUAGACUGACUGCAGAGUUCAUAUCGCUUAUGGAGAUUGAUGAUGAUCGGUUUGGUUUUGAAGCAUAUGGUCCUUAUUUCUUUGCAGAUCUUCCUCGACGUAUGGGCUCGAAUUCUGCUCUUGAUACUACUACUUCUGCCAUGAUAGCAUCAUUCCAAGCAAUACGGCUGCGGAAGACUGCUGACAAGAAAACCUUUUCUCUUUAUGGGAAGGCGUUGAGAUCCUUGCAGGGCUGUUUGAGUGAUGAAAAUCAACCAGUCAUGCUUAAGCUGGAACUCGUAUUAAUGAUGAUGCUAUGUCAGGUCUGGCUUGACAACAAGCAUGCCAAUAAACAUCGAGGGGUGAUAGCCUACUUGUUGAAAGAAGCUGUAUCUCAAGGCGAGAUGCUCCACUCAGGUGAUAUACGAGCCUGGUGUUUACAAGCGAUAUACGCCGCUCUAUGUGACCCAAAGGUCGAGCUCGGGUCUUGGUUCUGGGACGUAGCCGUCCAAGAUACUAUCAUGACACGGCCAUACCACUACCAACAGAACCUCUACUGCUUCGAACUCGGAGCAAUAGGGGAUUUACCCGUCUUUCUUCGAGACCCGGAGAGAUAUCUCUACCAGCUGAAAUGCUACUACAAUAUUCUCUCUCAAGAACGACUCGUGAUGAAGAAACUCUACGAAGAAGCCAUGGUGGCAACACUCCCAACGGAUGCAUCGCCUGCGUGCAGAAUGAAGGCUAUAGAGUACGCCUCCGGCCACGCAGGUCUUCUCGUCCAAGCAGCACUCAUCGGCCCGACACUCAACGCCUUUGGUGUUCUUCCAGAUUACAAACAAGACUCUCACGAAAUAUGCGAUGAUGCAGUACUUCUCGCCCAUCGAUGUCAGACAUUCAGACCAUGUGGAGCGUCCUACGUGCCUGAGCUCUUGAAGUUGGUUUGGGCGUCAUUGGACGAUGGAUAUAGACAUGAGGAGCUGGAGAAGUUGAUGGAUGAUUAUGCUGAGGAUGUUCAGGGUGCGAGUUAUCUUGAAGAAGCGAAAAGUAUGAGAAAGAGGCUUGAUGGUCUUGGCUGGAGCAAUGAACAACGGUUUUUGGAGGAGAGGAAUGAGGAGUUCGAAACACCGCCACCGUGUGUGAUUUUGUGA
Messenger RNA from Fusarium subglutinans, 2091 nucleotides. RefSeq lists its product as uncharacterized. The transcript is spliced from 5 exons. The record is from RefSeq and is a predicted model, not a curated record. Gene Ontology annotation, molecular function: zinc ion binding; DNA-binding transcription factor activity, RNA polymerase II-specific. NCBI's taxonomy places the organism in Eukaryota, Fungi, Ascomycota, Sordariomycetes, Hypocreales, Nectriaceae. Gene Ontology annotation, biological process: regulation of DNA-templated transcription. Bases 1 to 2091 code for a protein of 696 amino acids.